AUGACAACCACGACAGUCCUUGGAGGCCACGAGCCCAAGGAGGUCAUGCCGGCGGGCUUAGAAGCUCCUACCACGGCCGGCGAAGUGCCGGUCCCGACGCUAAUGGCGGAGACGGAGGCGGAAGCAGUGCCCGAGGACGACGAGCUUGCUCGCUCUGACCUCCCUUUUUCCAAGCUUCGCUGCAUUCUUUUGGUGCUGACACUCGCUGGUGCUGGCUUCUUGAACACACUGUCUGUCCAAAUUGUCGUCAUCAUCCUGCCGAGCAUUGGUGACGACCUCGGAAUACCCGAGACUCGCCUGCAAUGGGUCGUCUCGGCCUACUCACUGGCAUUUGCCUGCUGCCUGCUGCUUUGGGGCCGGAUCGCUGACCUGGUUGGCAAGCGGCUCAUCUUUGUGGCCGGGAGUGCCUUUGUGGCCCUCACCAUGAUCAUCAACCCUUUCCUCACUAAUGAGAUUGCCUUUGACCUAUUUCGUGGCCUUCAGGGUGUCGGCGCGGCUGCGAAUGUCCCGACCGCCAUUGGUAUCCUCGGAGUCACUUUCAAGCCAGGCAAAGCUAAGAACUAUGCCUUUAGUACAUAUGCCGCGGGUGCCCCCCUUGGCGCCGUCAUCGGCAAUCUCAUUGCAGGACUGAUCGCGAGCUACGCCAACUGGCGCUGGGUCUUUGGCGCAACCGCGGGCCUCGCGAUUCUUGUGACCAUUGCAGGGCUUCUCGUGAUCCCCCGGCCCCCGCCAAACAGCGCGGCCGCAGCCAAAGAGGGCCUCUCCUUCCUCAAGGAUGUUGACUGGAUAGGCGGCGCACUCAUCACGCUGGCCCUGCUGGCAAUGCUCUUCGCCCUAACCGAAGGCAACGUGGUCGGCUGGUCCACAGUCUGGAUCUACAUGCUCAUGAUCAUCUCGCUGCUGCUGACGGCGAUCUUCGCGGGCUGGCAGCUGUACCAGGAGAAGCACCUGUCGCACACGCGCACGCCGCUCAUGAAGGUCACCAUCUUCCGCAACGGCAAGUUCGUUGCGGCCAUGACCAUCAUGGGCAUCAUGUUUGGCGCCUUCAGCGACCUGCUCGUCUACGCGACGUACUUCUGGCAGGACUACCAGGCGCUCUCGGCCAUCGAGACUACGCUGCGCUUCAUCCCGACUUCGGCAUUCGGCCUCAUUACCGCCUUCGUCAUGUCCCACCUCAUCUCGCGCGUGCCCACGUGGAUUAUGCUCUGCGUGGGCACUGUCUGCGUCAGCGUCGCGUGCAUGCUCCUCGCGGUGCCCGUACCGGACAACAUGACCUAUUUCGCCGUCGGUUUCCCGUCAAUGAUUCUCGGAGUCAUCGGCGCGGACGUGGCCUGGCCCACGCUCGUGCUGUUCACCUCCAAGACGCUUCCCGAGGCUGACCAGGCCAUGGGCGGCGCGCUGAUCAACGCCUCGGGCAUGUUUGGCCGGGCGAUCGCGCUGGCCAUCACGACGGCGGUGCAGUCCGCCGUCAUGGCUCGGGAGCGAGGCGUGGGCGUCGAGGACGCGGGCAGCGUGGUGGCUUGGGACUAUGCGAGCUUGCAAGGGAUCAGGGCCGGGAACUGGUUCAACUGCGGGUUUGGGCUGCUGGGCACGCUGCUAGUGUGUGUGGCGUUCCGGGGUACCGGGAUCGUGGGCAAGGUGGACAAGCCACCGUUGACAACGACGAGCACGACGCGGGCCUCGUCGGUCGCUGAGGGUGAUGAGGGUGCGGAUGAGGAGAGGGGGGGGGCCGGCAGGAUAAUCCAGGAUGUCAGUGCGCGGGAGAAGCAGGCGUGA
This is a messenger RNA of Microdochium trichocladiopsis, 1776 nucleotides long. RefSeq names its product drug resistance protein. Gene Ontology annotation, cellular component: membrane. The record is from RefSeq and is a predicted model, not a curated record. Lineage: Eukaryota; Fungi; Ascomycota; Sordariomycetes; Xylariales; Microdochiaceae. Gene Ontology annotation, biological process: transmembrane transport. The transcript has 4 exons. Gene Ontology annotation, molecular function: transmembrane transporter activity. Bases 1 to 1776 code for a protein of 591 amino acids.